This is a messenger RNA of Portunus trituberculatus (swimming crab), 2451 nucleotides long. RefSeq lists its product as uncharacterized. The transcript has 4 exons. Bases 132 to 542 code for a protein of 136 amino acids. NCBI's taxonomy places the organism in Eukaryota, Metazoa, Arthropoda, Malacostraca, Decapoda, Portunidae. The record is from RefSeq and is a predicted model, not a curated record.
AGCUUAUCAGUCCUUGAAGCAAUGAUGGACUCGAUCAUUUGGCUCGACCCAGUGAGACUCCGAAGCUCGGGAGACGGCCCAUUCAAGGAAGGAGAGUCACGCGGGCCGGGGGAGGAGAAAGGACCUUGGAAAUGAACAGCAUUGAAAAUCAGGCGGCGGCGACAGAGGCGGCGGCAGCAGGAGGCCAGUCACCUCUACUCACUGCUGCCCUCACUCUCCUCUCUCGAAACCACUCUUGGACAGAUCUGCUGGACAGCCUCGGGAGGAGUGGGGAGGUGUCCUGGCUGGGGUUCCUCUAUUCAGUAGUAUCUGUGGUGUUCGUGACGAUGCUGGCCCCCGCUCUCAAGGUGUUCCUCCUUACCCUCGUGGCCGCCACCCUCAGGAUCACCGCCUUCUACUUCUUCGGUGAGGAGAACAUGGGCAAGGUGGUGGGCAGCGAGGGUUACAUUUACUACGCCAAGGUGCUGCUCGGGAACUACCUUGGCUACGGCCCCAUCCUGCAUCUCCUGAACCGACCCCAACCAGAUGCGCAACUGCUGUAGAAGUGUAUCCCUCUCCGGGCCUGUGUGACUGUCCUCUUCGUCUUCGUCUUCGUCUUUGUCUUCGUCUUUGUCUUCAAUUGUUCUGUUUUCUCGUUUUCCUUCUUUUCUUUUCAUUUCACAUUGUUUUUUUUUUUUUUGUCCUUUUUUUUUUUUUUUUCUUGCAUUUUCUAUGUUUUUUCACUCUUUCUUUCUUUUCUCUCCUCAUCUAAGUAGACGUUUGGCUCCAGUAUUCACUGCCAUUAUGUUCAAAGUUGACCUCUAAAGGUAAAUGCAUACGUAUCUCAGUAUGCAAUAAUUGACGAUAUGACUACAAAUAACUACUUAAAGAAUAGUUGAAUUAAACGAAAAAAAAAAAAGGCAGCAAAAUUUAUCUCAAUAUUUCUUACCAUUGUUAUUGAAUAAAAAAAAAAAAAACUUGCAUCACAUAAUGACUCGUUAAGUUUGUGAUGACAUUGUUAUAAAACUUCAAGAAAUUGACAAAGAAGUUAAGAAAGAAUAGCCAUGUGGUUAAUACUACUGUUACCAUUUUCUUCACUAGCAUGCAUGGAAACGUUUCAUUUUUUUAACGCUGGGAGGUAUUGGACCUGUUCUCUCUCUCUCUCUCUCUCUCUCUCUCUCUCUCUCUCUCUAAUAGGUGCGCAUGUUUCAAAUUGACUUAUUGCAGUAGGGCAGGAUAGUCAGGGGCACAGGGUAGGCUACUGCAGACGGUUGUUGGUUUGAUAUAGGUAUGAGUGAUUGAAUCAUAGUGGAGGGAAACACAGGAAGGAUGAAGGAAGAGGUAAGACGAGUAUGAAGUGAAAAGAUGAAAUACUAGAUGGAAAUGUGUGUUGAUAUGAACGGAAUAGAUAACAGCCAUCAGAUACCAAGGCUUCUAUCUAUCUAUUUUUUUUUUUUUUAUUUUUCAUUUAUCAUUUCUCUUUCCUCUAGAGAAUUCACCUUCGCUAAAACCUAAUAUAACUCCUGCUACUCGUUAAACAUUUACUCUCUUUGUUGAACUAUAUUUUUUGCGUAUUCUUUUGAUCUUUCUCCAUUUCUUCGACCUUUUUACAGCAUAAAAAAAGAAAAUUAUUCCAUUCCUUAGCUUUCCCUUAACAGACUUUAGUCACUUUAUAUGUGUGUGUGUGUGUGUGUGUGUGUGUGUGUAAUUCACCACAAUCGUCUUCUGAUGUGUGUGUGUGUGUGUGUGUGUGUGUGCAGAGUUAUCAUACUCAGAAUGGAACGAAAAAUUACCCACUAUCUAUUGAUACUUUCAUUUUUAGCCACCAAAUCCAGGUUACGGAGAAGAAAAAAAUAUAUAUAUAUAUUACGACAUCGUGAGACUCGGAAAGCGCACGGACUUGACUUUGAUAGUUACCAGAUACCACAACAUUUUCACUAGUAAAUACGAGACUCCCUGUUGUUUAUCUUACAGCAUCCUGCCUCGCUUUACCUUUAAAAUUAGUAAAAAGAUAAGCCAUUGAUGUUAUUCAUGGAGUGAAGAAGAAGGAAAACAAGGAUGAUAUAUGUAUAACUGAGCCUCGGGAGAGGAGCUGAUAUAAUAUAUAACAAACGAGACUGCUGUCUCAUACUGUGUCAUUUUUGCCUUUAAACUGAUUGAAUAAUAAACCAUGGAUGUGAUUUAUGGUGGUAUGAAGGGAAUGAGAUAUAUCUGUAUUAUAAUGGUCUGUGUGAGGAGUUUAGCACAAUAUACAAGACUAAUAUACCUUAUAUCUUGCCAUAUCUUGCUUCACAUAUUGCCACAUAUUUAAACUGAGGAAGUGCUAGUCCAAGGAAAUGCAUGAUUUAUAGAUAUAUUAAAAAGGGGAAGGAGAGAAAUGUGUAUUAUGCAUGAACAUGAAGGAAGGAGGUUGACAUUAUAAGGUAUACUUAAAGGUAUGUGAUUAAUAUGCUGAAUAAAAGAUCAGCCAUU